CCUAGUUUUGCGGUUUAACACCGGUAGCCGUUGACCCAGCUCCUCCCUGGCCUGUCCCUUCUUAUUUUUGCUUUUGUUUCUUUUUUUGUUUUUUUGUUUUUUGUUUCCCAUUCCUUACAGAAAGUGAUGCACACUCGCAAAAGACACUCAGAGCUCUACCAUGAACUCAACCACUCCACCAAGUUCCAUACCAUAGACAGGUAUAACAGGGACCCUGCCAUGUCCUCCUUCAAGAGGGAAAAGCGAUGGAGCAUUUCGUCUGCCGGAGGUGAAAAGAAUUCUUCGAGUGACAAGUCCACCACAGAUGACCAGCGGUCCUGGGACAGCUUUAAGACCAUGACCCCUGAGCAGACAUGUGGUUCCUGUGAACAUAAGGACAGACUGGAGUUACGCAAUAAACCCUGGGACACAUCCUCCGCCAUCACACCUGACACAUCUGAAGGAGACUUCCAGACUGAAGUGUGAAGAGAACACAUUCACAACAAACUGAGAGACACCUAAACCCUCUUACGUACUCACACUGUUGGUGAUCUUCAGCAAGAUGUGUUCUAAAGGAUUCUGUACUUGUUUACAGGUGUGAGGACAGACCAGAGAUGAAGAGUGCUCUAUUCUAUAUUUUCACACAGAGACAGUAAAUGAAAGAGUGAGGUCUGGAGAGUGUGGUAAAAAAAAAAAAAAAAAAAAAAAAAAAAAAACUGUUUCUGUAAUAUCUUGAUUUUACUCCAGAAAGGAUUCUCUUUCAGCUGUUUGAUGAUUUGGGAAUUUAAAAAAGUAAUAUUUCUGCACCCUUCUUUUUUUUUUUUUUUUUUUUUUUAUAACUGAACGAAAAAACAAAACACAGAAACAGUACUGAUGAUUCACACACUGAUUAAUAAAUCUUGCUUUGUUUUUCGGGGAAGAGGGAGGAGGAAGUUUUGAAAGUAUUCACUAAUAUGUGCCAACCCGUUUUUUUUUUUUUUUUUCUCUGCAUCAGGUGUACUGUACUUACAUGCUGUGUGUUCUAAUUUAUUUUCUAUAAUUUUAUUGAGAAUGUCCAUCUGUUCUUUUCAUUUUAUUUUUUACACCUAAACAGGUAUUAUUUUAUGGGUGAAAGUAGUUCUUUCUUGUCAUACUGCUGUGUGAUUGUGUUUUAAGUUUCUCAAAAUGCCUGACAGAAAAUAUUGUGCUAUACAGUAUGUAUGAUUUAUUGUCAGAUCUGCAUUCGUUCACACCAGGGAAGCAUCUUUGCUCCAUCCUACACAAAACAACCAAAAGAAUCCACAUUCUAGUCAUAAUGAGCUUUGGUGU
Messenger RNA from Carassius auratus (goldfish), 1287 nucleotides. Its product is annotated as adhesion G protein-coupled receptor B2-like. The record is from RefSeq and is a predicted model, not a curated record. The transcript is spliced from 3 exons. Bases 127 to 465 code for a protein of 112 amino acids. Lineage: Eukaryota; Metazoa; Chordata; Actinopteri; Cypriniformes; Cyprinidae.